CCCACACGCCCUUUCCAAACUGAUGUUUCACGAAUUCACACCUUCCUGAGUCAACAAUAUAGUAUGUCUGGUAAAUGUCGACAGGGAGGGAAGAGCGGUGGAGAUGUCUCUGAAAGAAAUAUUAACGACUUGGAAUGAAGCAAUAAUUCAUUUUGAAAGUGGAAGAUAUGAAGAAGCCAUUGAUAGAUUUCGACAAAUCACCGACCCAUCGGCUAAAAUCCUUUUCAACAUUGGUGUGGCAUAUCUGACCGGGGCAAUACCUCGUCACGACCAGGCUUUGAAGUGGUUCUCUGAUGCCAUUACCAAAGAUCCAUUUUUGGCGGUGGCCUAUUUUCAAAGAGGAUGCACGUAUCUGAAACUGAAAAGGUACAGGGAGGCGGAGGCCGACUUUCGGAGUACAUUGGACAAAAUGAGAGGCAGCAAUCUGAUUGACUACAGGCAGCUUGGACUUCCCAUCAAACUGUACACAAGCCAGGUGCUGAUGAACCUGGCUGUGGCGUUACAGAGCCAGUCUGACACACAGGGAGUGUGUGAAUGUGUUCAGAAUGCAUCUCGACUCGUGAAGGAUCCACAACAUGAACGUGCCGUCAUCGCUGCCUUGUCCUCCUUGCCGACCCCUAAUCUGUCACUGCUGGAACUCACGGUAAAGGAGUCGGUUUUCCGUCCGUCAAAGUCACUUGUUGCCAACCUACAGAAGAAAGAUUUCCUGGGCAAGGCAAAGGUGGUGUCGUCGAUAUCCCCACAUGACAAGUUUGUUGGAUUUGAAGGUGCCAGGAAGUGCCAUUCCACCCCAGCGUCUCCAAAUCCAUCCAGAAAAGGUGACCAUCUAAGUGUCGACAAAAUCAAGGCCAUGAAGGGGUCCUUGACCCCUCCACCUCCGACCCGACCUGCUCCAAAUCCAUCAAGAAACAGCGACCCUCUAAGUGUCAACAGUGUCAAGGCUAUGAAGGGGUCCUUGACCCCUCCACCUCCAACCCGACCUGCUCCAAAUCCAUCCAGUAAAAGUGACCAUCUAAGUGUCGACAAUAUCAAAGCCAUGAAGGGGUCCUUGACCGCUCCACCUCCGACCCGACCUCCUCCAGAUCCAUCCACUAAAAGUGACUGUCUUAGUGUCAACAAUGUCAAGGCCAUGAAGGGGUCCCUGACCCCACCACCUCCGACCCGACCUGCUCCAGGUCCGUCCACUAAAAGUGACCAUCUUAGUGUCGACAAUGUCCAGGCCAUGAAGGAGUCAACCCCUCCACCCCCGACCCGACCUCCCCCUGCACUGCCACCUGAUGCUAUCAAGGACUUCAACAGUAAAUAUCUCAAAACAAGUUCGGGAAUAAAUGGCCAUGUAAGGUCAAGUUCAGGUGAAAGGUCAAGGCCAAUUCCACCAAGUCGUACUCCACCCGUUUUGAAAAAUGAAACGGCUUCAGUGAAGAGAGACAAACCGCCACGGCCACCCCCACCAGUGCUAAAGCGGAGAGUUUAGCUGUGUUUAUAUUCUUGUUUCAACAGUCAUAACUGUAGAUGAUCAUCCAUGGUUUGUUUUUACUCGUAGGCAUGAAUCAGUUGAUUUAUUGCUUAUAGCUAGUCAGAAAUAUACUUACUGUGAUGCUAUUGCCUUGAAGCAGGUCAAGAUUUUCCUCAGUAGGAAAUAGAUUUACAGGUUCUAGCCUCUGUAAUGAAAUGGCUAUAAUUCAGCCAUGUUUUAUCCACUGAAUUCAGUUUUAAGGUAUCACCUCAAAAGUGUGAAUUUGAAGUUAAUGGUUAAUGGGGAUGGUUAGCCGGGUGGUUAAAGCGUUCACCAAUCAUGCCGAAGACCCUGGUUCGAUUC
This is a messenger RNA of Haliotis rubra (blacklip abalone), 1819 nucleotides long. RefSeq names its product neutrophil cytosol factor 2-like. NCBI's taxonomy places the organism in Eukaryota, Metazoa, Mollusca, Gastropoda, Lepetellida, Haliotidae. Gene Ontology annotation, molecular function: superoxide-generating NADPH oxidase activator activity; protein binding. The coding region runs from base 104 to 1474 and encodes 456 amino acids. Gene Ontology annotation, biological process: superoxide anion generation. The record is from RefSeq and is a predicted model, not a curated record. The transcript has 7 exons.